Molecule: messenger RNA, 585 nt
Organism: Notothenia coriiceps (black rockcod)
Lineage: Eukaryota; Metazoa; Chordata; Actinopteri; Perciformes; Nototheniidae
Product: sorting nexin-25-like
Exons: 4
Coding region: 1-585 (194 amino acids)
Cellular component (GO): endosome
Molecular function (GO): phosphatidylinositol binding
Source: RefSeq, a predicted model, not a curated record
AUGUCAGUCCUAGUCCGACUUUUCAACUCGACGGUUUACCAGUUGAAACUUCGAAGACUUCGAAAGCCACCUUCGCAAAAUGAAGUGCCCCAAAUCGUCGGGGAAAUCUACCAAAAGUUCUUUGUGGAGAGCAGAGAGAUCCCAGUGGAGAAGUUCCUCCUAAAGGAGAUCCAACAGAGUCUGGUGGGGAACAGAGGAACACAAGUGUUUGUCCGACUCCAAGAACAGGUGGCAGAGACGAUGAGAGAGCGCUACUACCCCUCCUUCCUGGUUUCUGACCACUACGAUAAACUGAUCAGACGAGAAGAGCAGAACAGCCAAUCACAGUGCAGCAUUGAGGAGAAGGAGGAAGAGUGCCAGGGUCUGGAGUCAGGAGAGGAGGUGGGGGAUGAAGGCAGUAAAAGAAUCAACGAGCAGGCCAGUUAUGCUGCGACCAAGCUCCGACAACUCUACGACAAACUGGAGUAUAAGCGCCAGGCCUUGGGCUCCAUCCAGAACGCUCCCAAACCAGACAAAAAGGUGACAAAUAAAGGGCUAAAAUCACAAUUCACUUCAGUAGAGAGACUUAAAAGACACUCAGGAUAA